AUGUUAAGACAGGAAAAUUAAAAGCCAAUGAAGAUGGUCAUUCAAAUGAAGUUAACUCAAUUUGUUACUCUCCUAAUGGAAAUAAAUUAGUAUCUGAUAGUCAUGAUAAGUCUAUUAGUUUACGGGAUGUUAAGACAGGAAAAUUAAAAGCCAAUGAAGAUGGUCAUUCAAGUGAAGUUAAUUCAAUUUAUUACUUUCCUGAUGGAAAUACAUUAGUAUCCGAUAGUCAUGAUAAGUCUAUCCGUUUAUGGGAAGUUAAGAUAGGAAAAUGAAAAGCCAUUGAAGAUGGUCAUUCUGGAACAGUUAAUUCAAUUUUUUACUCUCCUGAUGGAAAUACAUUAGUAUCUGAUCGUCAUGAUAAGUCUAUUAGUUUUAUGGGAUGUUGAGAUAGGAUAAUGAAAAGCCAAAUUAGAUGGUCCUUCUGGAACAGUUAAUUCAAUUUAUUACUUUCCUGAUGGAAAUAAAUUAGCAUCUGGUAGUGAUGAUAAGUCUAUGCGUUUAUGGAAACUUAAUACAGGAAAAUUAAAAGCCAAAUUAGAUAUUCAUUCUGGAACAGUGAAUUCAAUUUAUUACUUUCCUGACUGAAAUACAUUAGCAUCUGAUAGUCAUGAUAACUCUAUCUGUUUAUGGGAUGUUAAGACAAGAUAAUAAAAAGACAAAUUGGAUGGUCAUUCAAGUACAGUUUUUUCAAUUUGUUACUCUCCUAAUGGAAAUACAUUAGUAUCUUGUAAUCAUCAUAAGUCUAUCUGUUUAUGUGAUGUUAAGACAGGAAAAUUAAAAGCCAAUGAAGAUGGUCAUUCAGAUAUGGUAUAUUCAAUUUGUUACUCUUCUGAUGGAAAUACAUUAGUAUCUGGUAGUCAUAAUCAGUCUAUCUGUUAAUGGGAUGUUAAGACAGGUUAUUAAAAAGCCAAAUUAGAAGGUCAUUCUUAUAAAGUUUAUUCAAUUUGCUACUCUCCUGAUGAAAAUACACUAGCAUCUGUAGUGCAGAUAAGUCUAUCUGUUUAUGGGAUGUUAAGAUAGGAUUAUAAAAAGCCAAAUUAUAUGGUCAUUCAAAUGCAGUUAUUUCAAUUUGUUACUCUCUUGAUAGUACUAAAUUAGCAUCUUGUAAUCAUGAUAACACAAUCUGUUUAUGGGAUGUUAAGAUAGGAUAAUGAAAAGCCAAAUCAGAUGGUCAUUCAAAUAAUGUUAAUUCAAUUUGUGAUGGUACUACAUUAGCAUCUGUUAUUGAUGAUAACUCUACCCAAUUAUGGGGGAUGUUAAAACAGGAUAAUAAAAAGCCAAAUUAGAUGA
Paramecium octaurelia is the source of this 1290-nucleotide messenger RNA. The record is from the annotation of a GenBank genome assembly. NCBI's taxonomy places the organism in Eukaryota, Ciliophora, Oligohymenophorea, Peniculida, Parameciidae.